Messenger RNA from Penicillium cataractarum, 651 nucleotides. RefSeq lists its product as uncharacterized. NCBI's taxonomy places the organism in Eukaryota, Fungi, Ascomycota, Eurotiomycetes, Eurotiales, Aspergillaceae. The transcript is spliced from 3 exons. Bases 1 to 651 code for a protein of 216 amino acids. The record is from RefSeq and is a predicted model, not a curated record.
AUGGGCGUGAGCAGGACUGGGGGAAGCAGCCACGAGGAGAUUGGCACCGACAACCCACUCUCAGAGGAUGAUUCCAUCCGAGAUACGUCAAACGAGUCAAGAAACGCCUCGAUCCCGAGAGACAGUACGGAAAUCGGGGAUUCUGACUGUGGGUCGAGCAACGCGGAGAAGUACGCGGGCAGCCCGGUCAAGCACGUGGUGACCCCGCAAGAGGGGGGACUAGCGUAUCAACGUGAGAAAGGAAUGAACGAUCGGCUCGGCGGCCUCGGCCCUCAGGCAACAAGGCAGCAGUACCUCGUCUUCUUUGGGACUAGUGGCUUCGCUUCUUUGGCCAGCUGGCAGUCCCGUGACCUUCCCGUGUAUCACGCGGUCGGAUUAACUCGAGUUGGCCCGGGAGAACCUUUCUUCCGCUCCGCGCAGCCCCGCCAAUCAGCGUCACCCGAAAGAAAUGCGUCCAUUCAGGGCGGUCACUACGUCGUAGCCUCAGGCAGCCCAGCCCACAAUAAGAAAGAAAGCGUUCAAUUCUGCCCCUCUCUCGUCGUCGCGAUUGUCCUGUCUUUCAUCCGUCAGUUCGAGUCCGCGCAGAAACUUGGUGCUCAUCCGCGCCUGAUUGCUUUGCCUGCGCCGGCAUUUUGCUUCGCCCUGAUUUGA